AUGAUUGCCGCGGUACUUGGACGAGUCAAAAGCAUGAAGAUUCUUGGACUUGAAGAGGCUAUUAGAUCCCUGAUUUCCCACCUGCGGAAUCGAGAGAUCGCCAUGUCAAAACGCCUGAGAUGGAUCAUGGUGGCGUAUAACGCGAGCGCUAAUGCUUUGGGGAUAUUCUCUCCUGUCGUGACGUUGGUACUUUUUGCAAUCUUCCGCAAGGAAGACGUCGCAUUGGAUCCUGACACUGUCUUUACCUCCAUUGCUCUCCUCGCACUUGUCACGCACCCGGCGAAUAUGGUAAUGACUUUGAUACCUCGCGCAGUUGCAUCUUUGGCGAACUUUGAAAGGAUACAGACGUAUCUAACCAAAGAACCACUACUGGAUCAACGGGUUCUUAUGCCACCAAAGGCCGCCGCUGAAAGUCACCACCGGCUUGAGGCUGACCAGCGGCCCGCAAUCUUGAUGGAAGAUGUCAUAAUACAACCGUCUUCUACCUCACCUCCCGUUCUACAAGACAUUAAUUUGCGGAUGGAUAGGGGUUCGAUCUUCAUGUGUUCGGGACCAGUAGGUAGUGGCAAAUCGAUACUCGCCCAUACCAUCCUUGGAGAAAUCCCGCCCAGUGAAGGAAACAUUGCUGUUGCAGACGAACCUAUCGGGUAUUGCAGCCAGAUAGUCUGGCUCCCCACUGCCUCUAUUCGCGAUGCCAUCUGUCAAGGGGUCACUGCAGUGGACAAAGACUGGUAUAACACUGUCAUUGAAGCCUGUGGACUCAACACAGAUAUGGAAACGUUGGUCGACAGAGACAUGACAUGGGUUGGAAGCGGUGGCAUCAAUCUUUCAGGGGGACAGAAAUCUCGCGUUGCUCUGGCUCGUGCUGUCUACUCUCGCUGCUCUGUACUGGUCUUGGAUGACCCCUUCAGUGCCUUAGACGGGGAAGUCGAAAGCCAUGUUAUCGAAGCCUUACUUGGUCCUCAAGGAAUUCUUCGUAGAAGCCGCACGAGCGUGUUUCUUGUUACUAAUAGUGGUAAGUCCGAGAGUUCCAACUUUGCUGUCAUCGUGUUCUGA
Messenger RNA from Aspergillus melleus, 1056 nucleotides. RefSeq lists its product as uncharacterized. Gene Ontology annotation, biological process: transmembrane transport. Gene Ontology annotation, molecular function: ATP binding; ATP hydrolysis activity; ATPase-coupled transmembrane transporter activity. The record is from RefSeq and is a predicted model, not a curated record. NCBI's taxonomy places the organism in Eukaryota, Fungi, Ascomycota, Eurotiomycetes, Eurotiales, Aspergillaceae. The transcript has 3 exons. The coding region runs from base 1 to 1056 and encodes 351 amino acids. Gene Ontology annotation, cellular component: membrane.